This is a messenger RNA of Elaeis guineensis (African oil palm), 1370 nucleotides long. Its product is annotated as protein IRX15-LIKE. Lineage: Eukaryota; Viridiplantae; Streptophyta; Magnoliopsida; Arecales; Arecaceae. Gene Ontology annotation, biological process: xylan biosynthetic process. The record is from RefSeq and is a predicted model, not a curated record.
GAUCAACACACCUACCCCCGUCACGAUUAACACCUUCUGGUAGGUACCCUUCUCUCUAAUCGUCCCCCAUUCCCCUCUCGCAGAAAUCCCCUACUCUAGGCUUCCCUCAUUCCUCUGUCUCAGGUUCUCCCUAAUUAAUUAACCAAGCACGCGCAAGCGUACAUCAGAUCAGACCAAGCAGAGCAGAGCAGAGCAGCGCGAAAAAGACACGAGAUGAAAGGAAUCAGCAGCGCCAAGCUCAUCGUCCUGCAACCCUCCAAGCAGGUCGGAGGGGGAGGAGGAAGCGGCGGCGGAUCCAAAUCGACCCCAAUCUCGACUCUUCUUGGUUCCCAUCCCUGCUUCUGGCUCAUUGCCUUCGCCUCUUUCUUCACCUUCGCCUCCUACCUCGCCUUCCUCAUCACCACAGCCACCUGGGACCCCGGCCUCCCCUCCUCCGCCACCCAAUCCGACCGUGCCUCCUCCUCCUUCCGCUACAACCACCGUCUUCCCGACCCCGUCUUCGAGUCCCUCGUCAACUACGCCGCUGCCUCCAACUCCAACAGCAAGAUGGGCGACACCGACCUCCGCACCAUCGCCGCCGUGCUCCACCGGCGCGCCCCCUGCAACUUCCUCGUCUUCGGCCUCGGCCACGAGACGCCUCUCUGGCGCGCCCUCAACCACGGCGGCCGCACCGUCUUCCUCGACGAGAACGAGUACCACAUCGCCCACCUCGAGGGCCGCCUCCCGGGCCUCGAGGCCUACGACGUUGCCUACACCACCAAGGUGCAGGAGAUGCCCGAUCUCUUAGCCACCGCCCGCCGCGGCCGCCGGGGGGACUGCCGGCCCGUCCAGAACCUCCUCUUCUCCGACUGCCGCCUCGCCCUCAACGACCUCCCCAACGCCCUCUACGACGUUCCCUGGGACGUCAUCCUCGUCGACGGGCCCCGCGGGUACGCCCCCACCGCCCCAGGCCGAAUGUCCGCCAUCUUCACGGCGGCGGUCAUGGCCCGCUCCGCCGGCCCGGGGCCCACCGACGUGCUGGUCCACGACUACGAGCGCGAGGUGGAGCGGGUUUGCAGCGAGGAGUUCCUCUGCAAAGAGAACCUCGUCGCCAACACCGGCCAGCUCGCCCACUUCCUUAUUCCCGGCGGCGACGUCGCCCGACGCGAUGACUUCUGCACCAACCGCACCGCCAUCGCCGAGGUCGCCCACUAAUUUUCUUUAUUUACCGGAAACAACAAAGUAAAGUAGAUAGCCCAGCUUUGGGAACAGUGUUACUUUGUUUUUUUGUUUUUUUUUUAACUUUUAGUUUUUGUCUCUCUUUUUUCAUAAUUAAUCAAUAUAGUUAUUAUAUAUGGUGACGAUGGGAAUGAAAAGCGGGAUUAUAUGAU